CUGUUCUCCAAUGAGCCCUGCUUCCCUCUGCAACUGCCAGUGAUCAAGCUGCUUCCUGCAGUCACUUUAACUUUCUCACUGGGGAAGAGAAGACUGUGCUGCAAGGUUCUGGCUGAUACAAUGGCUAGCAAAUUCAGGCUGCUGCUGGAAAACGCUGAACAGAUUGUAGUCGUCUGCACUAAAGAGGAACAAUAUCUGCUUGAAGAUGGAAUGCAGCAUUUGGCAGUACUGGAAAAGUCCAGCCUGGUGAUUGGAAAUGAUGGAUGCAUAAAAGCUGUGGGACCUGCUGAGACCAUUCGCAACCACUUUUCUAAUGCUUCAUUCGAGAAUAUAAUUGACUGCUCAGGGAAAUGUAUACUUCCAGGCUUUGUAGAUGCGCACACUCAUCCUGUGUGGGCUGGGGACAGGGUGCAUGAAUUUGCAAUGAAGCUUGCAGGUGCCACAUAUAUGGACAUUCACCAGGCUGGUGGUGGAAUCAAUUAUACUGUUGAGCACACCACUGCUGCUUCAGAGGAGGAACUGUUUUGCAGCUUUAAACAUCGCCUAGAGAGGAUGCUCCGAGCAGGAACAACAUUGGUUGAAUGCAAGAGCGGCUAUGGCCUGAAGCUUGAAACAGAACUGAAGAUGUUAAGAGUAAUUGAAAGAGCUCAUCGGGAACUAGACAUUGCUGUUUCAUCUACUUACUGUGGAGCUCAUUCUGUGCCCAAAGGAAAGAGUGCACAGGAGGCAGCUGAUGAUAUCAUUAAUAACCAUCUACCAGCACUAAAACAGAUGUCCCUGAAUGGGGAAAUCCACGUGGAUAACAUAGAUGUCUUCUGUGAGAAAGGAGUCUUUGACUUGGAAUCCACCGGAAGAAUUCUUCAAGCUGGAAAAGCUAUUGGCUUGAAUCUAAAUUUUCAUGGGGAUGAACUUAACCCUAUGAAUUCAGCAGAGAUGGGUGCGGAAUUAGGAGCACAUGCUGUGAGCCAUCUGGAAGAAGUAAGUGAUAAAGGGAUUGCUGCGUUAGCCAAAGCAAAAUGUUCUGCCGUAUUACUGCCCACAACUGCUUAUAUUCUAAGGCUUAAACAACCAAGAGCAAGGGACAUGCUUAAAGCAGGAGUCAUUGUUUCGCUUGGCAGUGAUUUUAACCCUAAUGCAUAUUGCUUUUCUAUGCCUAUGGUGAUGCACUUGGCUUGCGUCAACAUGAAGAUGUCUCUGAAAGAAGCUCUGGCUGCUGCUACCAUCAAUGCGGCAUAUGCUUUGGGAAGAGCCCAUACUCAUGGUUCACUGGAAGUUGGAAAACAGGGAGAUGUCAUUGUAAUUAAUGCCUCACGGUGGGAACAUGUGAUUUACCAGUUUGGUGGACAUCAGGAAUUGAUUGAAUGUGUUGUAAUCAAAGGGAAAAUAGUAUACAAGAAUGAAAAAAUUCUCCAUCUGUAGAAUGGACCUACUAAAAUAAUUUGUAUUAUAACAAUGCCCGCAUUUUUCACAUUAAUGUAUGUUUCUCUAAUUUCACAUAAAUCCACUACAGUGAAUUCCAGAUUAUAUUCCUAAAGUGCACCAAUUGAUUACACUGACAACUAACUAAAAGUAAAAUCUAUUUUUACUAUUGAAGUACAUUGAAAAAAUGCCAUCUAUUUGUAAAUGUUUAAUCUGACAAGAAAAGAUUUUUGAGUGACUUUUUACCAAAAACCACAUCACAAAAUGCCAUACAAAUAGCUCAGAAAGAAUGCCCUAUAUUAAUUUUCUCUUAGUAUUUAUACCAUCCAAACCUAAAGUAUCCUAAACUUCCAUGCUAUCUUUUAUGUAUGCUUCCCAAGCAUAGCUUUGGUAUUCCCUACAAUAUUUAGGGAUCAUGUGACCAAUGAGUCGACACAAUACUAUUCAUAAAAGGUACAUACAUUCAUAUGUAUUCCUAGCACCAGCCUGCUGUGAUGAAUAGCAUGCAUUGACACUACGGAACCCUGAAUGACAUGGCAGUCAUUUCAGGGUUUCACUAGCAGGUUACAGGCUAAACGACUGAAACAGCAGGAAGUAAAGUGGAGCUUUGGCUCCUCUAAAUGUCCUCUUCUUAUGAAGCACCAUAUAAUAGCCUAUAUUUUGCAUUGGCAGAUAAGAUUUUCCCAAAAUGACCAAUGUCCAUAGAACAUGGAUAUUAGUUGGGCUCACUGUAUUCCAUACAUGGAUAGAAAUUUGUAGAAAACACUUUUUUUUAAAUUUAUUCAAGCAAGAAAAAUACAACCAUUUAUUCAAAAUAAUGUACACGUUUAUGUAUAACAGAACAUAAAUAAAUUAAAAAGUCAGUG
Molecule: messenger RNA, 2285 nt
Organism: Xenopus laevis (African clawed frog)
Lineage: Eukaryota; Metazoa; Chordata; Amphibia; Anura; Pipidae
Gene: amdhd1.L
Product: amidohydrolase domain containing 1 L homeolog
Exons: 9
Coding region: 121-1419 (432 amino acids)
Biological process (GO): L-histidine catabolic process
Cellular component (GO): cytoplasm
Molecular function (GO): hydrolase activity, acting on carbon-nitrogen (but not peptide) bonds; imidazolonepropionase activity; hydrolase activity
Source: RefSeq, a predicted model, not a curated record